UGGCCGCCGCAAGCCUCCGCCACUGCUCUAUGGGUGACUUCCGGAGGAGCAGUGGAAAACGCGGCGAUCAGAUUUUGGGGGGCGGCAGCGUAAUGACUACCCUUCGGGCCUUCACAUGCGACGACCUGUUCCGCUUCAACAACAUUAACCUGGAUCCACUUACAGAAACUUAUGGGAUUCCAUUUUACUUACAGUACCUUGCCCAUUGGCCAGAGUAUUUCAUCGUUGCAGAGGCACCUGGUGGAGAGUUAAUGGGUUAUAUUAUGGGUAAAGCAGAAGGCUCAGUUGCUAGGGAAGAAUGGCAUGGACAUGUCACAGCUCUGUCUGUUGCUCCAGAAUUUCGACGCCUUGGUUUGGCUGCUAAACUUAUGGAGUUACUAGAAGAGAUUUCAGAAAGAAAAGGUGGAUUUUUUGUUGACCUCUUUGUAAGAGUAUCUAACCAAGUUGCAGUCAACAUGUACAAGCAGUUGGGCUACAGUGUAUACAGGACGGUCAUAGAGUACUACUCAGCCAGCAACGGGGAGCCGGACGAGGACGCUUAUGAUAUGAGGAAAGCACUUUCCAGGGACACUGAGAAGAAAUCCAUCAUACCACUACCUCAUCCUGUGAGGCCAGAAGACAUUGAAUAACCCUGGGCAGUGGUUCUUAGGCUGAUAUUCCAGAUAUUUUACGGACAAUAUUAUUCCCACUGGAUAAUCUUAGAGCUCUGUUAGAGAAAAAUAUUCAUUUAGGUCUUAACAAUUUCAAGAAAACAUUCUAAAUCUCAUUGUUUUCAGUUAGCAAUAUCAUACCUACUAAAGCUGUCCACUGUGAUAAAAUUCAGUCAGAAAGGCAGCUAAGUCAGAAGGAAACAGUCUACUAUCAUGGUUCAUAAGAUGCUAGGGAAAAAAAAAACUUCCUCCAGUCUCCUAAAUUCUGUGCCUGAGAACCACUGCUGCGUGCAUAUAUAUAUAAUUUUAUUUUGUACUGACUUGUUGAGUGAAGCUUUAAAAAGCAUAUAUGAAAUGCUAAAUUUAAGAUGUAUAAUAAAAUGCACUACUGAUGCU
Messenger RNA from Phyllostomus discolor (pale spear-nosed bat), 1046 nucleotides. It is a transcript of the gene NAA20, whose product is annotated as N-alpha-acetyltransferase 20, NatB catalytic subunit. The transcript has 6 exons. Gene Ontology annotation, cellular component: NatB complex. Gene Ontology annotation, molecular function: protein-N-terminal amino-acid acetyltransferase activity. The coding region runs from base 30 to 629 and encodes 199 amino acids. The record is from RefSeq and is a predicted model, not a curated record. Gene Ontology annotation, biological process: N-terminal peptidyl-methionine acetylation. Lineage: Eukaryota; Metazoa; Chordata; Mammalia; Chiroptera; Phyllostomidae.